AUGCGUUUAUUCGUUGGUUACAAAUCAUCAAAUCAAAGCUUUAAACAAUUAGAAGUAGAAACCGAAAGAGGUGAUGCCGGUUAUCUUCAGAUGGAUUGCGCCCGUGAAUCUUUCGCAUUUGCAACAUAUAAACCAAAAUCAGAAAGGAAAGUUAAAAAGUUUGUUCAUUCGUUAUAUAAUAAUGUUCAAAAAUAUGAUAACUCAGUAUGUGGUAAAUAUAUUGACCCUUCAGAAGUUUUCAAGAAAGCAAAUGAAGAAGUUGAUGUCACUUUUGAUAUGAUUAUUCCGGUAAAUGAUUUGUUAGCAUUUCAGGCGUUCGAUGAUUAUCCUAAAUCAUUUGGUGAUAUCAUUCUUAAAUAUUAUGUUUUCAGGGAUACUUUAGUAUUUUGUCAGGUUGACCCGUUAAGAGUUGCUGAUUUACAAAAUUACGUUUAUGAAAAGAUAACUGAUGAAAAUUAUGAAAAGAUUAUGAAUCAUGUUUAUAAAUAUGAUCGCAAAUUCCAACAAAUCGGACUUCCUGCCAAAUUAAUUACAAGCUUAGCCGCUACAUCUGCUGACGCAACAGUUGACGACGUUAUUAUUUCAUGCACAAAGAUGGAAGUUUUAGAGGAUAAAUGCAUUACACCAGGAUACGGUUUAAUUGAAGAAUCAGUUAAAGCAAUACCACGUUUAUUCAGUAAGGAAGAUCCAUUCAUGAUUCCAGCUCAACAUAUUGACGUUCGUUCACUAAAUGGAGGUUGCAUCACUCCUGAAGGUAUUAGCUCAGAUUUCUCAUACGCUCUUCAUAAUGUUACAGAUGUUGUGUUAACAUUUCCGAAGAAUGCAAUGCAAAGAACAGUUUUAGAAAAAUCCAAUGCUUCGAGGUCUUCAGG
Messenger RNA from Trichomonas vaginalis G3, 872 nucleotides. RefSeq lists its product as uncharacterized. The transcript has a single exon. The record is from RefSeq and is a predicted model, not a curated record. Lineage: Eukaryota; Parabasalia; Trichomonadida; Trichomonadidae. The annotation marks the transcript as partial.